AAAGGAAAUUGCGUAUCCUUAUUCAGGUCCGCGAGAAUAGUGUGUAAGAGAAUAUCAACGCUAUUUUUCCCUCGAAUUUAUUAUUUUCAUUAAUAAUUUGUUCAAAUUGCAAUUUGCGGGGUGCAAGCAAGCCAGGAGGUGAGCGUGACCUGAGCCUCACAAAAAACUCACAAAACGUAAGAAGAGAAACAUGCUUCUACUAAGCUCUCCAAGCGGAGCUUUGUCCGCUAGAAAAUGUUCCCUCAAAUUUAGGGCUCCAAUUCAACCUCUCUGUUCUAAUUCCGCUUCUAGUCGAAGACCCAAACUCAUUCCGACCAGAAAUUCUCCCAAACGCCUUCACCUCACUCUCGCCAAGGCUGAGGGAGGCCGAGACUCUGCCUCCGCUCCCAAACAAUCUCCCCCUCCGCCGCCUUCUUUCAACAAUAACGACACCGUUUUUGUGGGUCAAGAAGAUGUCCCUUUGGAAGGCGUUAUCCAGUUUGAAAAACCCAGCUCCUCUUCUCGUCUUAUCAAAUGGGGUCGAGUGGCUUUGCUAGCUGGUGGCGAUGUAUUAGUUUUGCUUUUAUUUUCUGCAAUUGGAAGAUACAAUCAUGGCCUCCCUAUAUUUGCAAUGGAUACUCUACGUACAGCUGACCCUUUUAUGGCUGGAUGGUUUUUGAGUGCAUACUUCCUUGGUGGCUAUGGUGAGGAUGGUCGAGGAGCCAAUGGUCUAUCCCAAGCCGUUAUUGCUGCUGCCAAAUCUUGGGCUUUGGGAAUUCCUUUGGGGCUGAUUAUACGAGCUGCAACAUCAGGACAUAUUCCACCAUAUCCCUUUGUCUUAGUAACAAUGGGAAGCACUUCUGUGUUGCUUAUUGGGUGGAGAACACUACUGAUAAGCAUUUUCCCCGAUGAAACAAAGAAGAAGAAUGAUGUAUACAGACGUGGCAGUCCGUUUGAACUAUUUGAGUUGCUUACAUCAUUGAUACGAAGAUGGUAACAUUGACAACGCAACAUCUGCCAUGAGGUUGCUUCCUGGAGACAUCAAUUUUCGCAAAUUUUAUGUAUACCUUGUACAAAUCUGCUAUAGUUAUAACAGAUUAGCGAAAUCUCUUAUUAGUUUUUGAUCUCCAAACUUCUAGGUUGUAGCAUGGUGAUACAUUCCUCUGAAUAUUUUAUUUGUGGUAAUUAGCAUUAAAUGUGUAAUGAUUGUUUCUCUUAAGGAGGGUGUGCUAGCUCUUUCUGUAACUGCUACCAUGCACUUUCAUUUUUA
This is a messenger RNA of Theobroma umbraticum, 1249 nucleotides long. RefSeq lists its product as uncharacterized. The record is from RefSeq and is a predicted model, not a curated record. Lineage: Eukaryota; Viridiplantae; Streptophyta; Magnoliopsida; Malvales; Malvaceae.